AUCACGAUUUGUAACAAUGGGAGUCCAAAUCAUAACUGACCCAAAUGACCCAAUAUACGGAGAACCUAAUUACGUUCGGCAAAAAAGAAAAUACAGGGCCCACUAAAUUUAACUUUCAACCCGGUGACAAUGUGAAUUUUCCAAAAGUGGGUGAUGAAGUCACUAUCAACUAUACUGGAUACCUUAAAAAUCCGAAUUAUCCGAAACACGAUAACUUCAUUAAGAGUAUUGAUCAUUUCGAUUCUUCAAUUACCCGAAAUAAACCACUCUUUUGCAAAGUCGGGGUUGGUCAACUGAUUAGAGGUUGGGAUGAAGGUAUUCUUAGACUCAGUCUUGGACAAAAGGCUACACUUGCCGUCACUUCAGAUUACGGGUACGGUAGUUCUGGCUUUGGUGCAGUUAUCCCACCUAAUUCAGAUUUGAUAUUUGAUGUUGAACUUAUUGGAAUAAAUGACUUAUUUAUAAAUCCACCAUCAUCAACAUCAUCGGAGCAACAAAAGCAAUAAAUAGGAAGAUAUAUUUUAUUUUGUUUCUAAUCAAAUAAUUAUAAAGAUGGAUCCAUUUCUUAAAUAAAUAAAAAUAUCACUAUGAAUUUUAAUUUCAAUGAUGGAACAAAAGGUUAAUCUUUCUGGUAUUAACAAUUUAAAGUCUGAGUCUGAUUGAUCCUUUAAAGUCCAUUCUUUAAGAACAGUUUAUUGCAUCAAGUUUUAUCCCAAUUUUAACGU
Messenger RNA from Rhizophagus irregularis DAOM 181602=DAOM 197198, 725 nucleotides. NCBI's taxonomy places the organism in Eukaryota, Fungi, Glomeromycota, Glomeromycetes, Glomerales, Glomeraceae. The record is from RefSeq and is a predicted model, not a curated record.